CUGAGGGCAUUUCCUUGCUGUCCAGAGUUGCCCACACUCUUAAAGAAACGUCCCGCUGGACAUACUUACUAUAUGAAGUGUAUGUCGCCAGCACGUAUAAAUGUUGACUCGCGGCAGCUUACGUGCACCUUCUAAACACCUUUGCCUUUCAAAGUGGCCGACCAAUUGCCUCAGUUGACGCCACUAAGUGGUCACAAUGAUUCGGAUAUUAUGGGAUGCCAUUUUCCUCAUUAGCGGUUCGCUGUUUACAAUCGGAGCAGGACAAAGCAACUUGACAAGUUUCGAAGGCAAUAUCACUGUCCAUGAUGACGCUGGCGCAGCUCUUAACGCCUCGGCGAGCCGUCGUGCGGCCGCCUCCUCCAUUGCAAGUUCUACCUUCUUAUUAGGAACAGACCGUCGUGGUUUUGGCAGCACUAUCUCCACCCCUACUAGGUCGGCUGCUUGGACCAGCGGCUCAACAGCGACCGCAACGAUCACCUCGUCAACAAGGACGACUUCUAACGUCCCCCCAGUGAAAAAGUUCGUGGCAGCGGCUGUUCGCUCUCAUUUCGACGACUGUCCGGACUCACAUCGCCACUUCUGUUUCCACGGAACUUGUCGCUUCCUGAUAUUGGAGGAGACGCCAGCAUGCAUAUGCCUUGCUGGCUUCGUUGGGAUGAGGUGCGAGCAUGCAGACCUGCUGGCCGUUGUUGCGACCAACCACCGUCAGCAGAAUGUCGCCACAGUGCUGGUGAUAUGUGUGAUCGGUUGUGUCCUCAUCAUCGUCCUGUGCACCCUUUUAAAUUGCUGGUGGAGGCACGAAUGUCGCAGGAGGAGACGUCCUCACCACUUCAUCCCGGAAGAAAAAUCAGUUUACAUGCUGAAGCAUGGACCGCCAUGCUACCCUUCUGAGAGCGUGGUGUGAAAAAAGCAACAUUGCAGAGCGUCAUCCCAGGGCUGACAUUGACAAUUGGGCCUCAAUAGAGUCUUAAGACUGCAUUCAAAGAGAUACAAAAGAAGACGCAGUGUCUUUGGUGGGACUGAUGCAGGACUUCGAAGAAAGAAGGUAGGACGUUCCUUCCACUUUUUCCACUGACUUUGUGCAACACAGCAACGUGGAAAUAAACACUGAACUGUGAGGACACAAGACGUCUUCUACAAGGACAUCCUUUGCGGAUUUGGGAGGAAAAAAAUGAAAGACUACUUGACUUAACCCCCUGUCCCAUGACCCCCCAAUUCCUAUUUACAUCUUUUAUGAACUUUGUGCACUUUCCAGAGCACAGAAGAUGCUGAAGUUUUAGUGUCUGUUUUUAAACACAAUUCACGUGACAGAAAUGGGAAUUGAUGGACUGAACAGCUGAAGAUCUCUGGAUGUCCGCCAGACAGAGCACGUUUCUUUUCCAACGCCAUGUUUCUAGUUAUGAUAAGAGUAAAAUAUGUGUCAGUUUUAGUUCUGUAAUGUUGGCCAGAGGUUUCUAAAUGGAAGAGCCGGAGAGGGAAAACACACCACUGGUGCACAUCGGGUGUUGGUCCUCCACUACGUUUAGUUCACAUGGCACUUUUUUGCAAGCUUGCUCAAUGCUUCCUAAAAUCUGCACCUUUUUUUGUAAAUCACAGCUUUUAUCUUUUUUGGUGCACCUAUUUCAUCUAAUUCCACUAGUGGUGUGUUUUGGAAUUGCCUCUUAAUUUCAGAUUUGUCAGAAAGAGACAAAAUAAAUGCUCCUUCAAAAUUGGCAAAGCAGCAAAGAAUGUUAAAACUGACAGUUAAAACACGGCAGCUUCUACCAUUUAAAAUGAAUGUGGUGGUAAGCCGAUGCCAAAGGAGAGGCAAGGAGCGAUACACAAACUUUCUGUCUACAGUGUCUGAUGUUUGCAGAGUAAUGUUCCUCCGUCUCCUAUUACAGCUUUGAUGUGUGUAAACACACACACAAUGUUGUGUACUUACAUGUAUUCCCAAUACAAAAGAGGGUCCAACUGAUGCUUAACCUGUCUUUUGGACGGACUCUUAUCUAUAUUUCUUUUCAAAUGAAGAAUUAAAUCAAACAGUCUGUGUGGCCUUUUUU
This is a messenger RNA of Nerophis lumbriciformis (worm pipefish), 2042 nucleotides long. It is a transcript of the gene tgfa, whose product is annotated as transforming growth factor, alpha. Lineage: Eukaryota; Metazoa; Chordata; Actinopteri; Syngnathiformes; Syngnathidae. Gene Ontology annotation, biological process: positive regulation of mitotic nuclear division; epidermal growth factor receptor signaling pathway; positive regulation of cell population proliferation. Gene Ontology annotation, molecular function: epidermal growth factor receptor binding; growth factor activity. The record is from RefSeq and is a predicted model, not a curated record.